UACGCGUAACCCUGACCAAAAGUAAAACGAAUGGUUACUUUGAUUUGACGAACUUUAUAGUUUAUUCCAUAUUCCCUGACCAUCUUCCCACUUUCCUAUCUUUUCUUCUUCAUUAAUCAAUAACAAUUUCCACUAUAAAAUUACUUCAAUUCCAUUUCCCAAAACUCACAAAACUGAAAAAUCCUUGUCUUUUUCUCUAAAUCUGUCCAAAAAAUCAUCUGUAUUUUUAGUACAAAACAAAUUAAGUAUGGCAGGAACAAGUAAUUAUCCUCCUCAGAUGGCUAUGCCUAUGCCGGUUGCAAAUCAGGUGGCAAUAAUAAGCCCACAAUUCUGUGCUCCAUAUCCAGUUGAUUUGAACAUCGUAAGGAAACUUAUGACUUUGUCUGAAGGUGCUUUCGGAGUUACCGAUGUCAAUGGAAACAUCGUUUUUAAGGUUAAGGGCAAGUUCUUUAGCCUUCGUGAUCGACGUGUUUUGCUUGAUGCUGCCGGUAACCCUCUCAUCACUUUUCAACAAAAGAUGUUGAGUGCCCAUAGGAGAUGGCAAGUCUACAGAGGAGAGAGCACAGACUCAAAAGACUUCCUUUUUAGUGUAAAAAAGUCUUCACUUCUUCAAUUCAAGACUAAAUUGGAUGUCUUCUUAGCACACAACACAAAAGAAGAUGUUUGUGAUUUCAGAAUUGAAGGCAGUUGGUUGGAAAGAUCAUGUGUUAUUUAUGCUGGAAAUUCUUCUACUAUAAUUGCACAAAUGCACAGGAAACACACUGCUCAAAGUAUACUACUUGGGAAAGAAAAUUUUGGAGUCACUGUGUAUCCGAACGUGGAUUACGCGUUUGUUGUUGCUCUGGUUGUGAUUCUGGAAGAGAUUAACGAGGAUCGAUCAGGUCAAGAUUAAGAUUAUGAUCUUUAACGUUGCCAAUAUCUGAUGUAUAUUAGCGUAUUUUGGCUUUAAUUGGGAGUAUAUACUUGAUUAUUGUUAGAUUUGCGUGUGUUGUAUAAGUGUGUAGCACUAUUUUGGUUGGAAGCUUUUUAGGCAGACAAAUUAUGAAAUGCUAUAGUGUACUUUUUCUGCGUUUCAUUAGGUAGUAAGUUAUUUUGUCU
Molecule: messenger RNA, 1098 nt
Organism: Solanum dulcamara
Lineage: Eukaryota; Viridiplantae; Streptophyta; Magnoliopsida; Solanales; Solanaceae
Product: protein LURP-one-related 10-like
Exons: 2
Coding region: 248-892 (214 amino acids)
Source: RefSeq, a predicted model, not a curated record